This is a messenger RNA of Malania oleifera, 2816 nucleotides long. Its product is annotated as zinc finger CCCH domain-containing protein 17. Gene Ontology annotation, molecular function: metal ion binding. The transcript has 2 exons. Lineage: Eukaryota; Viridiplantae; Streptophyta; Magnoliopsida; Santalales; Ximeniaceae. Bases 187 to 2574 code for a protein of 795 amino acids. The record is from RefSeq and is a predicted model, not a curated record.
GCCUAAAGUCGUACACUCGUUCCAGUUAAGGCCUCACCCUCUCUCUCUUCCCCACCUUCUCUUCAGAUUAGAUCCGUUGUUUUUUGGUGUCGUGCCCUAGCAAUCCCAUGCGGCCAUAGGCCUCUGCACGGGCUCUCCGUCUCCGCAGCCUAUCCUUCGCCGCGUAAUUCCGAUAUUGGAGCCGCCAUGGCAGCGGACCCUCAAAAUCUCCCGCAAAAUCCACACACGCAGCAGCGGCAACAGCAGCAGCAACCUUCUGCUUUAUCGUCCGCGGAGGAUGAUGCCCUCAAGAGUAACACAGACUGCGUCUACUUCCUUGCCUCGCCUCUUACCUGUAAGAAGGGAAGUGAAUGUGAGUAUCGCCAUAGUGAAUAUGCUCGGGUUAAUCCAAGGGAUUGCUGGUUCUGGUUAAAUGGAAAUUGCUUGAAUCCGAAGUGUUCCUUCCGCCAUCCUGUAUGUCCUAGUUUUGUGUUUCCAUAUUUUAUUUCUGCAAUAAUAGGUUUUAAAAGUGAUGCAUUCUUGGUAUUUGAACAUCAUUUAUUCUAUUAUGAAAUGAUAUAUAUAAGUGCUUUUUGUGUCUCUUUUCAGCCUCUUGAUGGCUUGUUAGGAACUCAAGCGGCAACUUCUGUUGGAUCUUCUCUGCCUACUUCACAGCCUGCACCAUCAGCUGCAGUGCAUGCUCCUCAGAGUGCGAGUAAACAAGCAGUCCCCUGCAUUUUCUUCCAAAAGGGGCUCUGCCUCAAAGGUGAUAGGUGCGCCUUCUUACAUGGACCAAAUUCUGUUAAUAAAGUGCUGCAGGUUCCAACGGCUGCAUCCAUUACUGAACCUCCAUCACCUAAGAAGGCUUUCGGUGGUCUUGCAAAGUGUAUUCAGGAACCAAAGAUUUCAAAAGCAAACAUCUUGAAGUCAUUUGAAUUACCCCCACUGGUGAAACCAGCUGGGGAAACGGAAACUGCCCUAGAUAAAAAUGAAGUUUCCAUUCACAGAACUUUACCACCAGCUAUAACUGUAGAUGCUGAGCCUCUUAGAUACAAGGCAACAACUGUGCCUCCGGUUAAUAAUGGAAGCUCCAAUAGCAGGUCCAACCGCAUGCAUCGAGGUCUUGUGUCUGAUGAUCACAGUAAGGAUGCUGAUGAUUCCAUAAGGGAAUCCUCUCCUGGUUUUGAUGUUCUUGUUGACGAUGAGCUCAGGGGCUCUGAUUUCUAUCACAAUGAAGAUCAAUUUGGAAGAACUAGAAGUCACGAAGGAAGAAAUCUAAACUCUAUGAAUGAAUUUGAUCUUGGUCGUUCUGCAGAUUACAGUUCUAUGGUUGAUGUUGACAGAGAAAGGUUUCGUGAUUCACAUGGCUAUGAUUCUUAUGAGUUCUUGCAAGGGCAAUAUGCUUGGGAGCAGCGCAGGGCUUCAUCUGAGAGGAAGUUAGUGGGAACAACUCAUGUGGAGAGGAGAGGUUACCCUAAAGCUGACAGUCCUGAUCAAAUUGAGGAGUCAGAUUUGCGGCUUCGUUUAUUGAAGCAAAGAAGGGUUAAUGACUUGAGGUCAGGUCAUGAUUAUGACCAUGACAGCCGUAUUGAGGAGCGAAGCUGUCGGGGUCCUCAUAGGGACUCGCAUUAUUUACCCCCACAUGAGAGUUCCCUUAGUAAUCGCCUUCGGGGUAGAAUUAAGCUUCCACGGAGAUCAUCUCCCAUCAAUGGAAAUGAAUUGCAUUCGGAAAGGGAACUUGAUAGGGGAAGGAACCGGAGCAGAAUGUCACCUGGAAGGCCACAAACUUCAUCUCAUCAGGGUAGGGUCCAAGAUAGAGUUAAAGGAGUGGUGCAGGAUUUCAAUAAUGAGGCAAGAAAUUUUUGGGGUCCACGGAUGAAGAGAGACAUACUGGAUGACAAAAGCGCCGAUUUUGCUGGUCCGAAAAGCCUUGCGGAGCUGAAAGGAGGGAAGAAUGCUGAAAGCAAGGAACAGUUAUCUUCUCUUGGAAGGCAGCAAAAUCUAAAGGUUGACAGUCAUCAUCAGUCCGAGGUUGAUCUUUCAUUUGAAGGCCCCAAGCCUCUCAGUGUAAUUCUGAAGAGAAAAAGGGAGGCUGAAGCAGCGGUAUCUGGAAGUGUAAUGUUAUCUGACAAUAAUGAAGAGAAUAAUAAGAAGAGUAAGGAAAUCUCGACUGGGAGCUCCAAGACUACAUCAGCUAUAGAGACACCUGGUGUUCUUCCCCCAGUAUCAGGGAAAGAGACUGGCAAUAAUCGUGUGCUUGGAAAUGAGGGAGAAUACAAAUCUGCAGUGGCUGCAGUCACAUUUGAAGAAGAUAAUGAAAAUAAUGAAGUCGCUGAUGGGCAGUCAUCUCAAUUACAGAGGACAAACGAGAAUGAGGUUGAAAUGGAAGAUGGUAUGAUCCUUGAAGAAACAAUGGAAGAUCAUGAGCUUGAAGCCUUCGACCAGAGGGAUGCAGACUAUGAUUAUGAGAAUGUUGACGAGGGAGAGUUUGAUUUAGGUGGGGGUGAAAAUCCAGACCCUGAUGAGUACUUUGAUGACGAAGAUGGGGAUGAUGGGGAUGACUUUGCUAAGAAGAUUGGUGUUAUGCUUACAUGAGAUUGAAAGAAAGCCAAAAGUUAAGCUCGUCUAGGUUGGUUUUGAUUUUCAGAUAAGCAGUUUAGCUGCAAUGUAUUAUCCACAGUAGGGAUCUUAAGCCUUGUGUUACCUCUUCAUUGUAUGUAGAACAAUUUAAUGCAAAAUUUUUCAUUGUGGUUGAGGCAUUUUGGCAUGCCUAGCACAGAGCAUGAUUAACAGUAGAAAGGCCGAAUAAGAAAAAAUUGCCAUUUAUCUUUCUAAAA